AGUUUUGAGUUCUAGAUUCUUCUAUAAAACUGCUCCUCGUUCAUGGUGCCCAGAAACAUUACAUGGUGUCAGAAAGAGAGAAUGAGGAGUAAAUUGCAUUGACCAGCAGAGGUUUUCUGGCCAAAGGGCUACAAGCAAAAGAUAAGAAACUGUGAGAGCCACGCCCAGAGAAAGCAUUAGGUAAGUGUUGCUAAAUAUUUGCUUAAAUGGAAAAUUUUCAACCUUUAUUCCUCAAGGGGAUAUUAUUGCAGAAAACAGGAGGACGUUAAGACAAAGGUUUGAACUGUACAGACUUGGCUUGCGGUCGUUCAGAAGCAGUGAUCUUGUGAACAUCCUGGGUCUAAGCACAGGUGGUCUAGAAUGAACACAUUAUCAGGCUGUGAGAAUGGUAAAUAAUUGCAUUUCUUCUGUGAUUAUUGGUUGUCUGUAAGCUCAUGAUGUGGAAACUCUGGAGGUGCUGUCUGGCUUCUGCUUGGUUAUAGAGCAUGGGCAAAAUGGCCUCUCCUCUUGACUGAAUGCUACAGGUGAGCAGGUUGCCAUGUAGUUCUGUGUCUGGUGAGUUUACUUACGAGAACAUGCCACGGGCAAAUGACUAUCGUGUAGAAAGCUCCAGAGUACUACAGCUGGGUGUAGACUUCUGCUAUGUCUUUAUAGCAGCUUCAGUAAAGUUUGGUUUUCGUUUGGUAGAGAUAAAUUAGAAAAGUACAGGGAGAGCUAAUUGCCUUUCACAAGGAAAGUGGGAAUUCAAAUAUUGUGAGAGAGUAUCUUGUUUGUCCUCCUUUCUCCCUUCCCCUUUCUCUGGCUUUCUCAGUAAGAGAGGCAGAGAAAGGCUUCGCUUGUCCUGCAAGCUAGAAAUCUAUAAUGAAAACCAGCUGAAUGUCACAGGAAGUGUGAAAAGCACAAAAUAAUGGCACUUGUUAUCCCUGCAGAACAACACAGGCAGGAGAGAGGAAAUGAAAUAUUGUUUAAAGGAAAGCUAUUACAGCCCUCUCAGAUGAUACCAUCUCAUCCCAAUUUGCAAAGCAGUUCCACCAUUUAGAGCCAUGCCAGUUGCUAAUUUGAUUGGGAUGUAGCAGUGUAAAAUUAUAAACACAAUGCGCUAUAAGUACAGACAUAGGACUAAACUGGAUUGAGUUGGGGUGUCUGGAGCCAAAGCUCAAUACAAUACAUAGAUAACCCAGAUAACCUAAGGAAAGCGAACACUUGCUGAUUAAAUUAUUCCCGUUGGAGGAUGUUAUGAGGAUUUCACCAGUUGUUGGAGCUAAAAAUACUUCCAUUAUUCAAAUACUGAAAUGAACAAAGUCAUUAAGUUCCUUUUUCUCUUAAAGUUUCCUGUUAAAAAAUGUUAAUUGGAAGCCUUAAAUUACUUAAAUGCUUGAGUGAACCAUACAUGUUAUUCUCUGAAGGAUGGCAAAAAUCUGUAUUGUCUGAUGCUUCUAUAUGUCCCUUUAUUUGAUUCAGUUUCUGCCACUUGUCACUAAACUGGGGUUAUAAUGACAAAUCAUCUAGUAACAAGUCCCUUUGUCCUAUUUCCAAGUAGUAGGAAUCAAUGGAUAGUUCAAGGGGCAACUCUGGAAAUGUGUUAUGAGCUGCUGAAGAGCUGCAGUUGCUCAUCUUAAAUCCAUAUGAUCAGCAUAAUUAUCACUCUCACAAAUGUACCAAAGUAUGAAUGUAAAAAGAAACAAACAUUAAUGACAUCCAGUCCUGAGCAGUGCAUUUAAAAAUGGAUUAAUACCCCUUUAUUAAAUAUGGGAACACUCAUUGGAAAAGAACUGGGGACCUUUGUUCAGAUUUAUUGCAGAAAAACUUGAUUCUGCUUGUAUUGUUUAUAGCUUUGAUGCUUUUGUUCCUGAGCUUUUUACGCAUACACACAGAAGUGAACUGGUCUAAAAUGAUCAACCAAGCUGCCUUAUCUAUUAGUACAAAAUAGCCCCUCAUCCCCUGAUUGUACCGUAUUUAAAACGAAGUGUUGCCUAGUGUUAAAAGCAGGUUUGAAAUCAAAGCUGCUCUUGACACCUACAUAAAGGCCAAAUGCUGAGCACAAAAGCCAUUUUUUAGUGUAGUAGUUUAAGCCUCCUCAGAAACCAGCUCUAUAAUGGAACUGAUAAUGAAAGUUUAAUUACAACUGUUCUUGCAGGCUCCCUCAGAAUACACAUCCCAUUAGAUUGUUUCUGCCACGAUAGUGCUGUCUUUCAACCUCAUUUCUAGGAAACAUUUGGCUUUACCUGAGACUAGAGCUCACAGCAUUCGUGUAGGUAUUUUUGGCACACCUAAAGGAGGAUUAAUAUUUUAAUUUGAAGCCUGACAUGCGACUAUUCAGAUUGGGGGAGGUAUAGAGAAUGAAAAUUACAUUUGUGUAGGAGAGACUUUGCAUGCUGAAAAUGCCAAAGGGCAGAAUUUUUUUUCUUGAUAUCAUUAUAAAAAGCUAAACAUUAAAGGCCAGGAAAUCACCCCAAGAAAAGAGUUGACAUGUGGCAGUGUUUUAUUGUUGAUUGUGUUAUAAAAACAUUGUUUUCUUCAACACAACUGAAGAUGGCUGUUGUAUUCCAGCUAUAUACCUGGUGUGGUGAAGCAAGCAAAGUACCACCUACAUUGUUCAUAUGCAUGUAAUGUCCAUCCAUUCACUUCAGAAGUGUUGCUGGGUACUUGAAGACUUGUGGCAUAGACCCACGACACAAAUGUUUAUUAACUGUGCAUAUGCUAAUGUAUUGAUAUUUCUGGGAAAUUAAGGUGGUGGGUGGGUGGUCUCUCAGCAGCAUAGAGCUUCUGCAGUGUAUUCAGUCACCCUAUAAGCAAAGUAACUUAGAAAGGCGGGCAGGCAGGAGAUUUCUGCCCCAAAGUUGGCAGCAGCAUGUGUUGUCUGAAUUGACCAUAGGGCAACAGCAGUUGGAAAACUGGAUAAGAUUCCUGAAAGACACAUGGCGUAUUUUGAAUAUUUUAAUAAACAUUUUAUUAUCAUUUGAAUAAUAAUAACUUAAUAAUUAAAGUGUGCUGUAGAAGUGCCAUUUUUAGUAUUUUUAAAAUCACAUACAGAAGAAAUUACCUUAAAAGCAAAUGAUCAUACUUCAUAAAACGGUGUCAGUUCCGGAUUUAAUGGCAUUGGUUUGCAUUUAAAAGUGCACAUCUAAUGAAUUUGGGAGUUUAAAAAUUGAAAAUGUUCUUUAACUCCAGAGUGUCAGUUUCAGUAGUGUUGCAUCAACAUUUGAUGUCGGAGAUCGCAUAACCCAGAAAUCUGUUCCAGCCUUUGCCAACUACAUUAAAGAUGAUACAUCUUUUAGAGAUUUCAAGGUGCCACAGAAUCCAUGUUAGGUCCUGUCACUUAUGAAAACGGAUGUCUUAACAGCAUAGAUCAGUCUUUGUCAACAUAGUGCUCUCUAGAUGUUUUGUAUUUUACCUCCCAUUCCCAAGCUGUGCUGAUAAGUGUUGCAGUCCAAAACAUCUGGAGGAAACCAGGUUGGUGAAAGCUGUAACACAUCUAUUUUUGUUAUGUAUCUGUUCUUGUUUUCUGCAAGUGACCAGAUUUGGCGUUGGUUUUGUGGCAUCUAAAGAUUCCCUACAGCUGGUACCAUCUUGGACAUAAUGCCAUUGAAAAGGGCUGUGUUAUGGAAAAUGUGGCUUUGGGAUUGCGACCGGCAGUGGAUCCUUUUAAGAUGAAUUCACCAAUUUAUCUGCUGAGAAAUGUUUGUUGUUGAAGAGUAAUAGCGCACAUAAAUAACUUUUAUUCCAAUAUUUGAAUUUCAGAAUCCAGUAGUAAAUGGGUAUCUCUGACCAAGGUGCAAGGUUAUGUUUUCAAAGGUUUUAUCCCAAAACAUGCAAGUGUGUCCAGAAUAAUGAUUCCAGGUUUUAUAUUGUACCGGAAUAUAACAAAACACUUGGCAAGGUACUGACACUUAAUUUGAGUAUGUUUUAAUGUAAUUUAUAUAGUUUGACCUCUUAAGCAGCCCACCUCACUGAACCCUUUUGUCAAUGCUGUGUUUAAUGAUUUGAAGCAACUGUAAGUGUGGGGUGAUAAAUGUUCAUCUGCAUAAAUCCAACAUCAGUAAUAAUAUCCUGUACCUAGAAGUAGAUGCAUCAUUGCUGCUUAGAGAAAGGAUUCAUGAUUUCUGUGACAUUUCUAAACGCUCAUACCUGCUUGAGGACGCUUCCAUUCAGAUGCACCUUCCAGUUUUGGAGAGGUUUUUUCUCCCUUACAUGUGCUUUGUACAAAAGAACAGGUGUUAAGAGCUUUCUGACCUCCUGGGUGCUGCAUGAAUAACAAUCACCAAGUGACUCUAGUACUGCUGAGAGUCUUCCGAGAGUGUGUAUAAAUGUGAAAGGUAUAAGCAUUUGAGCCCGUUGAUGGCAUUAGCUAACCGUGAGGUCUGAAACCUUUACACUACUGCAGCAAAAAAUGUACACCUUCUUCUUAACUGAUUGAAAAAAAGAUCUGCUGGUAGUUGAGCUUAUAAAAACCUGGAUUCUUAUUCUAAAAUAACCUCCAAAGGCAAAUCUGUUUCUCAAGAGAAAAUCUGAAUUCGUGAAUGUUAGGUACAACUACUUCAUAGAAAUAAGAGGGAUAAGGUCAUUUCCAAAGCUGAACCUAAACUCUCACUAGGAAUAUGCACCUCAUCUUUUAUUUCACAGAUGUCCAGUUUCAGUUUUUAUUAUAGAAGAGAAGUUUGUCGUGUUUAGUCUGAUACCUCUGUCUGUAAGGCACAUAAUGUAUGGAAUUCAAUACAGUACCACAUUAUUUUGAGUGCUUCUUAUGUGCGAGCAUUUAAGCUUGUCACACGGAAUGAUUCCACCCUUCCCCUCUGCUGUUCUGAGGGUUCUCCUGACCCCCUGAGCCAACUUCAAGGGCAUACAAGGUGUGGAGAGAAAGGAAGACCCCAUUGCGCAUGCAGAAGUUCUUGCACAGGGCUUCUGUUGAUGGGGCGAGUAAGGUGAAUCCUGCCCAUUAUGUUUCUGUCGUCACAGAUUUACAGAGCUCUUAAGCAUUCAGACCAAAGGCAUUUAUUAAUAAGAUUUCCAAGGAGAAGUUUGAAUCAAGUGUAUGCAUAAUACCGUGUAGGUACAUUAAAAAUGUUGUGUGUCUUCCUGUUGAGAAGGAAAAUAGUUUCUCUGCAAACUCACAUUUGAGGUUGUGAUCUCUGCAAGAAUCUGCAACUUCCCACUUCACUAACCGCCUACUCCAUUCUGUUCAAAUACAAUACUGCUUGCAUUCGAGUUUAAAUAAUUAGUCCUUGCUGGCUGGGAACAUUUCCACAUGCAGAUCUGAUUUUAAAAGGCCAUUGCCAUGUAUGAAGGGAGGGGAACGACGUGGAUGAGAAAAAGACAGGAAAGAGCUAUUAGCAAAGCCAUUGUAUUGUAAUGCCUUCUAGCAAAUGCACCACUGCUCUGAUAUACCGCCUUCCUAAUUUUUAUUCUUCUGAAUCAUGCAAGAAGAAUCCUGUUACACGUACUCAUUUUACCAUUAUUAAGGUUGCAAUCCUACCCAUACUUGCUUGGCUGUAAGCGUGAUUGGACAAACUGAGAUCAAGCAUAAGACUGGGUGUAAGAGUAGCAAUAUACACUGAGAACAAGGCUGUUUGUUGUGUAUGCUGCCAUUCCAUGGGAAUGAAGAAAAAGCAUGUAAUGUUUUGUACAUCCACACAUGAAUGCAAGUGAUUUAGUAAGAAUUGGACAUAAGGGAUGCUUCAUAAUAAUUGUUAAGCAACAAUUGGAAUUUGAUCCUGGUGUGUUACUAUGACAAACCUAGUUUUUUUAACCUGCAGGGUAGGUAUGAAAGUUCUCCUCCUCCUUGCAAGCCUGGUACAUAUGAUACUAUCCUAAUUCAGCACUGGAGGCCAAGCUAUGAAAUUGUCCCAUAAGACAAAGCAGCAGCACCAUGUGUUGGUGGGAUUGACCAGUACUGCAGCACUCCUAGGAAGAGACUUAACUGUCUGUUAGCUUGCCACUUUAAUAUGCAUUAUAUAACUUAAUAAAGUGAGCUUGAAUGCCAGGAGUGUGGUUUAUAAAGAACAGGCUAUUUGGUUGCGCCUGUGCUUGGGGAAUGUUUUUGAUGCAGCAUUUAAAUUGACAUUGUACACAGCUGCAUUCAUAAUAAAUGUAAAAGCUCUUCUCAGACCUUACUUGAUUUGUACUAGAAUGCUGCCCAUUUAGACUUCGCCAUGGGCAGUGAACUUAUUUAGCGUGAUUCAUGGUCUACUUAGAGAAGAUGGCUGAAAAUUCUGUGUAGAAUGCCUCCCCUCCUCCCCAAAUAGAUCAUUCUUUAUUUCACUGUUUCAAAAUAGUACAAACCCGUUUUUCAUUGUUUGGCUGACCUCUGCCUCUUUUCUGCACUCUUUCCCCCUUCAUUGUCAGUGCAUCAUACUUAAUACGUGUGUCUCUAGGUUUUUCAAGUUGAACUUUAGUAAGGCAAGAGUCAUAAAUUUUUACCUUUUUUCAUUUUUGCCAUUCACAGUGUUUUCUGCUGCAAGCAGUAUCCACUUUGCGCUCUGAGCUUUACAGAAUUAUUUGUUUUAUUGAAGGGGGAUAUUUAUACCCCGCUUUUCAGGUGAACCUCACAAAGUGGUUCGCACUGAAAUAAGCACCAAUUAAAACUACAUCAAAAGGCAGCCAAGGGAAGCUACCACGGUUGGGGUUGAAAACUACAUCUCUCCUCCCCUUAGUGAAGCCCUGUGAUGAUACUUGAGGGAGAUGCCACCUCAGUUAAAUUGCUAGAAGCUAGAUAACAGGCGGUUCUCAAGUGGGCUGGGGGUGGUGCUCCAGCCUUGUACCUCCACAUUUGACCUGUGGGUCUCUGUGCUACACCUGACUCCUUAUAGCAUGUUAGGUGUGGGGCAGGUAAAAUAACAACAAUGUACUCCCCCCCGCAAAAAAAAUCCCUGGUCGUCGUCCUCAUAAUUCUCUAAAUUUCAUAUAUGGAUAUGGGUGGUGGUGAUUAGAAAUAUUCAGCUCACAAAAUCACAUUGGAAAGGUUAAGAUAAUAUUAUUUUAAACUCGCUUAAUUCUUUCUAAUACCAGAGAUCUUCCCAGUUGCUUUUAAUAGUAUAGGCUUAUCCACUCGCUUUCAAGACGGUUGUUUGUGAUUGGGGACUGUUAGAGGCUGAUGCACAUCAGAUUGGCUUACCUUUGUGGUUGUUGCUGCCCUGGCAUGGUAGCAUUUUGGCAUUGGCUAUCACAGAAGGUUGUUGUUUCAAACAUUUCUGAGUGACUUGGAUAUGUUUGUAGUUCUCUCUUGCUCUUCUUAUUGUGAUUGAGAAUUUGCAGUUGCUGUUUGUGUAUUUUUGUAUACUCUCAAAGCUGGUUUCAAAACUUGGGUUUUUAAGUUCUAUCCUGAGGUCACUUAAAAAAAAUUUGUACCUAAUUUGGUUUAUUACAAUUAAAUCUGUCACAUCACAGAUACAUACAUACAUUAUUUUAUUUGCAUGCCACCUUUCCAUAGUUCAAAACAUGCUCAACAGCUUACAACUUGAGGAAAAAAUGCGUAAUUAGAAACACUACAUAAGUAGUCAUAAGCAAUAAAUAAAACAUCAAAAGUUCACAGCCAAACUAAACAAUUUCCACAUAAAUCGUAGUAAGAUAUAAAAUAAAAAUACAAAAAUUAAUUUCAGUAACAGCAACAAUCCUCCUUCCCAAAACAAAACCCCCUAAACCAGGCAUCCCCAACCUGGGCCCUCCAGAUGUUUUGGCCUACAACUCCCAUGAUCCCUAGCUAACAGGACCAGUGGUCAGGGAUGAUGGGAAUUGUAGUCCAAAGCAUCUGGAGGGCCGAAGGUUGGGAUGCCUGAUGUAAAGCAUGCCAAUGCACCAUCACAAGGUAAGAACAGUUAUAUGGAUGGCAUAUAAAUAAUAAAAUUAUUAGUGGUGCUCUUGCAAACUGAGGCUGAACUAUUUGAAAUCACCAGUUUCUUUUUAAGGACUAAUGCUCUCUUUGCUUUGAGACAAGGAAGCUAUUAGUGGAGAAGACCAUAAAACAAGAACAUCUUACCAGGAAUCUAGCUUGUACAGUCAGUCCCAAUUUCACUAGGAACACAUACUUGCACAAGUUGAAUUCUAACUAGGUAUAUUUUGAAGUGAUUCCAUUGAACUCAGCGGGAAUUGGUUCCAAGUGAGUUUAGAGUUGUGUAUUUUAAUGACAUUUUAAUAAAACCUUGCUAGCUGACGAUAUUUUCAGGGAUGAUGGGAAUUGUAGUCCAAAACAUCUGGAGGGCCGAAGGUUGGGGAUGCCUGCCCUAAACCAUACCCCAGCACUAGAUGGUGGGGGGAGGGGUAUGUCUAGCCUAGUGCUGGAAACCAGAGGUGGGAAAGGAAUAAAUUAAUACAAUAUUAUAUUUUAUAGCAAUAAUAGCAAAAUUCUUCAAGCUGGAUAAUUUGCAAUAGAUUAUGUAAUUAACCAGAUGGAAGAAACAAAAAAGUUUCUUGUAAACUGUAGGAGUGACAAAGUAUUUGACAAAGUACUGGUAGAUGCAUAUGAUCUUGCUGAAGUAGUAGAAAUCCGAGCAAUUUUGAACCAGAUCCAGUUUGCUUGAGAAAAAGUAGAAGCAAUUUGCAUAUGAAAUGAACAAUGAACCUAUCGAGAAUCCUAAAGAAAAAUUGAAAGUAAACUUUUACUUUGGUAUCCCUGAAACUGCAAUGCAAUCCCUUGAUGGAAGGUUCAAACAGACAGAUAAAAUCAAUUCUUCAUUGGGCUUCUUCUGUAAUAUUCAAAGUUUGCAGAAUAGUACAUCAGCACAAAUUAUAUAACACUGUGUAAAUUUAGAGAAAGCUUUACAACAUAGGGAUGCCAAAGACAUUGAUGCUGCUGAAUUAUUAUGAUGAAUUAAAAACUAUUGGCCGACAACUUCUGAACCAUGCAACACCCAAGAGAUAAUUACAUUUAUAUGUAAACAUAACGUGACUGAUAGUGUACCCAAUACAUUUAUUGCUCUUUGCAUCCUCUUGACCCUUCCUGUUUAUGUUUCCAGUGGUGAGCAAAGUUUUUCAAUACUGAAGUUAAUUAAAUCAUUUAUACAUUUUUUGAUGUCUCAAGAAAGGCAAUAUUGAUAGAGCAUGAAAUUGCAGAAAGCGUAGAGGUAUCUGCACAACUUUAGGCAAGAAGAAUUAGAUUCUUAAUGUAUUAAAGAUGUAAAACUUUUGUAAAUUUGUUCUGGAAACUUGUUGGAAAUUUAUGGAAUUAACAAAUUAACACAAUUUAUUAUAAUAAUAAUAAUAUUGUUUUAUUGUGUCAACCACCUUGAGAAGACUACAUAGUCCUGAAACGUGGCAUACUAAUCCUGGAAAGCAGGUAAAUGGCUCUAGUAAAGGAGUAAGUAGAAGCGUGGCGGUGGGUUUUCUUCCAGGCUGUUCUCACUCUGAAGUCAGAGUCCUCAUUUCCAGCUCACCCAACUGCACACAUUUCCUUUGAUCGGGUCCAGAGCUUUGAGGAGGCAGCAGGUCAAAGGGAGAGUGUGUGUUUGGCUGUGCAGGAAAAAUGGGAUGAGACUUGGGAGAGAGAGUGGUCUUAAAAGAAUGAGGGGGAAGAGCAAAAAGGGACAGAAAUGUUUGGCCUGAAGCUACUGAGGUGAAGAAUCAAAAGUGGAAUUGAAAUAACCAGUCAAGUCUUGGCUACAGGCUUGCAGUAGGAAAAGAAUGCUUCAAAGUUCAAGUUGUAUUGAUUUUUCACUGCUUGUUUUCACAUUCCUCUCAUUUCUUGUUGUGCAUUAUUGGGCUUUUUCCAUGAGAUCAAUAGGUUUUGUGUGGUGACAUCACAGGUAAAGGAAACGCAACAUCUCCGUAACUUGAUGGAGAAACUACCAUGCAAAAUACUAUGGAAAUUGCUUUGAUUUAGGCUGGAGACCUCUGUCUCUUUUGAUUAAGAAUGUUUCAAACUUGUGGACUUUGUGAUAGUUGGAUCUGUUGAGAAUGCAGGAAGAGUUCUGCAAGGCAGAGAAAGACUAUACUGGACAGUAAUUAAAAGAAGGAGGAGAUUGUCUGAAAUGAAUUCAAAUGUGGCUGCAUUUAUUUCUACCCUAUUCAUUCCAAAACACUUUUGACUGGUUGGGUACAAUAAUUUUCACAGCUCAAUUUGGUCUGAUGGCCAUCUGGUACUUUUUAAAGCUUACAUCUUAUUUUCUGUGAAAACUGAGGCACUAGAUUUGCAAGCCUGAUAUUAAUCAUUUUAUAUACACAGUUUUCCUGAUAGCAACCAAAUGCUUAUCCUGGACAGUGGAAAUAGAAAAUCAAGACAAUGAUUCAUUUCUAGGUUAACCUGUGCAACAUGUGACCAAGAAAUAUUGUAGGAGCGCCAUACAUUCACUGGAAGCAGUUCUUUCUUCAAAAGGGAAAUUAUUUUAAUUAACAAAUGCAGUAGGUCCGGUAAAAGUUUAUAUAUCUAUGCAAUGUGUGGAUAGAAUACCAUUACAAAUGUUAAGGCAACAUUUUUUUUGCAAUAUCAAAGGAAUAAUGGAUCUGUCUACUCUAUUAAGAUGUUAGCAUAAUCUUAAUUAACAUAUUUAUUAGUCUAAUUAUGUGACAACGCUCUGAUAAUAAAACUUGCUGUUGACCGUUCCUCAACAUCAGGGAUGGAACGAGGAUAUGAAAACCAAAUUGAUACAGAAUCCACACUUUAAUGGCCUCACACAGUUAUUUGGUGGUGGUGGUGUAGAAAAUAUAGCUGGUUAUGAAGGCACGGUUCAUGCAUAACACUAAAAUAGGAGUGGCUAACAUUUAUACUUGCAUAUGUUGCUGGACUACAUCUUCCAUGAACCCUGGCUAUUGGCUCUGUUGCCUACAGCUAAUGGGAACUGGAGCCCAACAUUAUCUGAGCAGGAGGUUGUCACCCCUCUGUUUAAACAUGGUUUAGCCUUAUGUGUGCAGACUUCACCCUUGUGCACUUCCUCCUCCACUCAGGGGCUUUCUUGAAGACUUUUUCAUGAUGUCUGUGUGAGGAGAGGAGGAUGGCUCAGGAAUGGAUGAACCAGAAUAUUGGAAGGAGCAGCAAGUUCUGCUCAAGUUGGCACCUUGCUAACGCCUCUCUAUACUCAAUAUUCAUAUUCUGUUUCUUUGCGUGUUUUGAGUGACAGUAUUGGCCAGAAUGCGUUGCCCCUGGGACAAAAGAAGAAAAAAGGAAAAAUUAAGCCAGGUAAGACACAGAAGGCAUAUAGGAUUGUGACAUACAUGGUGUGUAAAUCAGUGUUAAACAAGAACUCCGCUCCUGGCUGGCUCAGAUUUCAAAGGAAAACAUUUCAAAACACUGGGGGAGAUUGUGCUGUUAAGCUGGUGAUGCAAUUACAAGGCUGUAAGCUGGAGAAACGUUUUCGAAGUGGCACAUAUUAAACCUUUCGAAGGUAGUGCUUUGAUUUUUAAUUUUACGCUCUUGGCAGGCAGGCAGGGUCUUUAAUAGUAUGAAGGCCAGAGGGAAAAUGUUUCAAAACAGUGAGGAUCUUAUCAUAGUGUGCAAUUAAUGAAUAAUUAUUAAAAAACCCAGAAAUAACUGGGAAAAAGGAAGUAGAAGUGGGCAGUGCAUAGCUCUGGUUUCUAGCCUAUAAUGAAACCUCAAGAGGAGAAAAUCACGAUAUUUUUUCAUUCAAUUAAUUCCCCGCUCUCAUACCGCAGUUAAAAGAUCAGUAAAAGAUACAUCAGUCACUUCAGUUUGGUUUUCAGUGACUUUACCAUCAUGUGGGAUGGUAUUUUAUAUAUUUGACUAGUUAAGAGACAAUCUACCAUCUUCCUUCAUUAAGUAAGUUCUUUUUUAUAUUAAAAAAAAGUACGGCAGUAGAAGUCUAAAUUGGAAGACGGUCACUCUGGCAGGCUUAUCAUAUAUGAUUUCCUUUAAAUCUUUAGAUCGGAUUCAAAGCUGUAACAGAUUAAACUAAUUAGCAUGUAAUGGCUUCAUUGAAGUACAGUGGUACCUCGGGUUAAAAACUUAAUUUGUUCUGGAGGUCGGUUCUUAACCUGAAACUGUUCUUAACUGUUCUUAACCUGAGGUACCACUUUAGCUAAUGGGGCCUCCUGCUGCCGCGGGAGCAAAGUUCUUAACCCGAGGUACUAUUUCUGGGUUAGCGGAGUCUGUAACCUGAAGCGUUUCUAACCACGCCUCAGGAAAGAGACGUCACCAGAACUCUUUAACUCUGUGAGUUCUGAAACCAUUCACAGGUACCACUGUAGAUCCUUGCCCUUUCACGAUACUGUCUUUUGAUACAUGUAAAUAUUAAGCAGUUCCAAACACUGGCCCCAUCACUUCUUGGCUAGCACACCCAGGAAAUAGCUUUGCUUAGGUCAGGUCCUCAGUGAACAUAGUCACACGAUUGGUCCAGCUAGUCUUGUCUACCCUGACUGGCAGUGGCCAGUGUUCUGAGUUACAUUGCCAGUGUGAACAUGGAUUGGAGAUGCUCCUUAGCUGUUGUUACUAUCAUUCCUUUGAUAGAACUAUCCUCCAUGAAUCCUUAUUGAAAGCCAUCUAAGUUAAGGCCAUCAGCACAUCUUGUACCGUAUUUUUCACUCCAUAAGACACACCUGACCAUAAGACGUGCCUAAUUUAUAGAGGAGAAAAGGGGGAAAGCCCUGUUUUUUUGGGAUCAGCUCACAGUUGUGCAGCUUCUUUUGCAAAGGGUAAAAGCCCCGUUUUUUUGAGGAUCAGCCCGUCACAUGUCGCUGGGGAAACAAACAGCCUCCAUCUGCAGAACAUUCAACAAUGGAGGCCUGGGCAAGGGGCCAGGGCCAGAAAGGGAGCCAGCGAUCGACCACACAUUUGCUCCAUAAGACGCACAGACAUUUCCCCAUACUUUUUAGGAGGGAAAAGGUGCGUCUUAUGGAGCGAAAAAUACGGUAAUUUACCAAUUCCAGUGCUUUUUUUCUUAAAACAUGUUUAGGGGUACUCUCAAUUUGACUCAAGAAAAUCACCAUUUUAUAGUUCAAAUUAGGAAAAAUAAUUACAGUAAAUGGAUAAAAAUACUAAGAUUCACAAAAUGUUUAGGGAUAUGCAUACCCCUCCGUCCCCCCAGAAAAAAAGCACUGACGAAUUCCACAAUUCUUAACUUAAAAAUGAUAUAUUGCAUAGAAUAGUACUUUUUCUGUUUUAAAUUUUAAAGCCAAUUGAUAUCAUUGGUUGAUCUCAACUUGCAGUAUAUUAGAAAAUAAUUAUUUCCUUCCACUCCAUACCAAUUUUAAAUUUAUAUCUAUUAAGUCUCCUCCCUCAAUUAGGCUGAAAUCCUAAGCACAUGCACGCACAGCUACUAAAGUAAAGCAAAUCUUAAACUUUGGAAGAAAUCUCACCGUGGCUGACUUCUCAGUAAACAAAUUUAGGAUUUUACGCUACAAAUCCUGUUUUUUUCCAAUUUAAAAAAGCUCAAAAGCUUUUGGACUGUGACAUACUCUUCACAUGUAUUUUUCAAAAUACAUAUCCACAUUUGACUCAAUAUUUUAAAGAAGUGGGAAUAGUCACCUUCUUGGAAACGUCUUUAAGAUGGGAAAGGUGUUUCUUUUCUAAUGAAUAUGCAUUUUCUUCGUUUUAGAAACAAAUUAGCUCUCCCAGUUGCAUUACAUCAAGGGGCGGGGGGUGGGGGACAAGAUGACAGUACCAUGCAGUGAAAACACUUAGCAAGAUGGACUGUAUGUAAGGGGAUAACCAAAAGAAUUUGUAUGUGGCAUUUCCCAGGAACUGUAACUAGGAGACAAUGUUCAAACUUCUCUGCUUUUUACUAUUGCUUUCCGUUUUGUGUGUGCAUGCCCAUUUUUAAAUCCUUUCUGUCAUUUUGAGUUCUCCAGCACAACCUUUGACAUAGAGUGAAACAGAGAGCAGCAUAUAUAAGCCAUGACAGCUAGUUUAUGCAUUCCCCGCUACAGAAAUUUAUCUGUGUCAACAUCAUAUCCAGUCGUCAUAUUGCCAUAGUGAGGGAGAAAGCGUUCUCAGGAACUUCAGUUUCUAUGUGACGUGUUUCUUUUGAGAAGGAUUGUCUGUUGAGUUAGAGCAAGAUGGCUGCAAUAUGGUGAGGACAUAAAUGUAAAAGUGAGGAGGAAUUAAAGAACCUUUUAAUGAGGGUGAAAGAGGAGAGCGCAAAAUAUGGUCUGAAGAAUUGAUGCUUUUGAAUUAUGGUGCUGGAGGAGACUCUUGAGAGUCCCAUGGACUGCAAGAAGAUCAAACGUAUCCAUUCUUAAGGAAAUCAGCCCUGAGUGCUCACUGGAAGGACAGAUCAUGAAGCUGAGGCUCCAAUACUUUGGCCACCUCAUGAGAAGAGAAGACUCCCUGGAAAAGACCCUGAUGCUGGGAAAGAUGGAGGGCACAAGGAGAAGGGGAUGACAGAGGACGAGAUGGUUGGACAGUGUUCUCGAAGCUACAAACAUGAGUCUGACCAAACUGGGGGAGGCAGUGGAAGACAGGAGUGCCUGGCGUGCUCUGGUCCAUGGGGUCACAAAGAGUCGGACACAACUAAACGACUAAACAACAACAACAAAACAAAAUGUAAAACAAAGUUUUUGAGCUUUGUCAAGUGGUUGUCAAUUUCCCAUAAUAUACACUUGCUUGUGCAAGCAGAAUCAUGUGCCUCUGGAGAGGGCAGCAUAGACAAUACCUUGCUCACAGUUGGAGUCUCUACGGACCAACCAGAAGUGUGGUUAGUUAUCGUUUCCUCCAGGACACCUUUGAAAACCAGCCACAGAGACAGCUUUAUUUAUCCUGUCAGAUUGCCAGGUGGUAACAGUGAGAACAGGUGGUAACAUGAGAAUGGUGGUCCCUAGCCGAGGUGCCUAGCAUGGAAUGAAAACAUCCUUGUUUCACCAUUCCUGAAACAAAUGCCUCUUAGUACAAGUAUUUUAUGCAAAUAUAUUUUUAAACUUCAGUGGUAUCUCCAAAGGAUUUUGGGAAGCCUUCUAUUUAUAUUAUCUUGCACAGUUCUGUUGUCUACUCAGGUUGAAUGAGUAGUUCUUGGUGGCGGCUCCCUCAGCAGAUCAUUUGAAUACCAUAAUCAUGAAUUUCUGUGUUGAUUAGAGUCGUUCAAGGCGCUUUCACAAAGGAUAGCAGAGCUAUCCAGUUGUUCUUACAUUCUGUCUGUAGAGGAGGAGUGGAGUCACAGUCCCUCUAAUUCAACCUUCCCAUGUUGAGCAGGAAGAUUUGGAGCUGUUUAGCUAAACACAGGUAUAGUCUUCUGAGUAGACAUGGUUAUGGUUGUGCAGUGAAGUACCAAGAUGAAAGAUGCAAUUUCCUUACUUACUACGUACUUUAUAACAGAAAUUAGAAUGAAGAACAUCUAAAUCAGAGGGAAAUGUGGGUUCUUUCUAAGAAAUUAGCCACUGUGACCAUACCGUACUUUUCACAGGACCUGGAAUUAUAGCAGUAAUUGAAGGAAGAGGUACUGAGAAGCUUUGUGUGAUUUUUUUACUGUACUACCCACACUUAACCUGCUAACUUUAGUCUAGUAUUUAUAUAAACUGGCUUUAGCACAGUCCCCAUGUGACAUGGGGGUAUUUAUCAUGCUGGCUCUGCAUAUAGAAGUACCUUAGUAGCGUCCAUCUUUAAGACAUAUAUAUUUUCAUGAAACCAUGGGAAUUUGUUUUCUCCAAAUAGUUUUAAGUUUAGUUGGGGAUUAUAAUUAAGUAAAAAUGGAUACGCUAGUCAGGAACGGACUCCCUCAGAAGGUGGUGGACUCGCCUUCGUUGGAGAUUUUUAAGCAGAGGUUGGAGGGCCAUCUGUCAUGGAUGCUUUGGCCGAGAUUCCUGCAAUGCUGGGGUUGGACUAGAUGACCCAUGAGGUCCCUUCCAGUGCUACAGUUCUAUGAUUCUAUGUCCCAUACUGCAUGCUCCAUUUAGCCUAACUCACUUCUUAAAAAGGCACUCUAAAUAAACACUCAUGUACAUUCCAUGGUUCUUUAUUUUCAUAUAUAUAUGGACCACCUUCUGUCAUCCUUUCUACCUUUCUCUGAAAAGCAAGUAUGAAUAAUGCAUGGAAGAGGAGGAGGGUGUUGUAUUGUUUUUAAUGAACAGACUGGCGCCAUGUUGUUUUUAUUCUAAUUAUUUGGUGGGUGGGUGUGGUUUUAAUUUUAUCAGUGUUUAAUUAUAGGUUUUUAAAAAUGUUUUCCCCCUGUGUUUUCCUUGUCAGGGGAAAAGGUGGGGUAUGUAUGAAUGAAUGUAUGUUUCUGCUUUUGCUUCUGCCCUGGACCACUAUGCAUUCCUUGUAACUUCAUGAUUAGAGCCAGUGUAUGUACAACUUGUACACAUAGGUUCUAUCCAUAUGCAGUUGGAGUCCGAGCUAGAUCAAGUAUCCAAACUUCAAUGCACGUAGGCUCUGUUUACAUAGAAUAAUGUGUGGACAACAAGAUGGGCACAGUGGGCACGAAGGACACAUUUAGUGUUGGUGGUUUUAGACUAGAUGAAAAGGGAUAAGUUUUGUGUAGGACAUAACUUCUCUAACUACAGCAAGAUAUAACAUAUCAACUAGAUGUCCAUUCCUCCCCCUUCAAAAGUAUAUAGGUUCUUCUUUGCCAGUGAGAUUUGCUUAGCUGUCUUGCCUGGCCUUUUUCUACUGUCGUUAAUUCAUAAUCUUGCCAGAUAAGCUUUAAUUUAGUGCCAACUCAGCAAGUAACUCAUGGGUAAAAGUGCUUUACGUGUCAAGCCCACUGGUGGCAGUUCAUCACUUGAUUUAUCUCUUAUUUCCAUGUGGAGUUAAAUGUAAACUGCCACCGUAAAUCAUCAGUGUGAAUGGUGCACUAUUUGCAUAUUUCUGUACUACCCAAUUUUAAAAAAUUGCCCAUAUGUUUAUCCUCUUUUGUCCGCUUUCAGACUUAGCAAGGUUUAUUUCUUAUCUUUUAUUCCAAAUCAAGAAGCACUGGCUUAAUUUUGAUUUCAAACUGACUUGUUGAUCACAAAAUGGCUUUAGUAAUGCAUGUUGCUGCCCACAGAGAACCAACACAAGAAUGUGUGUUUCCAGGUCCUUUCCCUAACGUUUGCCCAUGCUAAUAAUUCUUAUAUAUGAACCACUCCUUCCUGUUCAAUAGGGACAGUCCUGAUUUUCUGGUGUCCAUCCAUCAUAAAUUACUGUAAAUUACAGUUUUCAUAAAUUACAGUUUUGGUGAAGAGUAAAUUGAAUUUACUGCACAUUUUGCUCUGUUUCCCACAAAGAUUUAUAGAGAUCCAAGGAGUGAGACUAAAAUAUAAAGACUUCAGGGGAAGGUAUAUAUACUAGAGCUAGCUUAAAAGGUCAUCUCCCAAAACUCUCCAGAGAGCAAGAUCACAACUUACAGUAACUUAUGAUGGAUAGGACUUACCAUGGGGUUCAAUCAGGAAUUUCAAAAACUUUUUAAAAUUCCUUUUCUUCCUUACUUAUCAUUUCUUUGUAUAAUUUCUCUUAAAAUUUGGGAUGUAUCUCUUUGGUAGGGUGAUCUGUUGAUGCACUGCUUCUAGAAUGCUCUUAUAUCCUGAAAUCUGAUGUCAGAUUUUGACUGACCUUGCUGUGGGAAAAGUACCACCCAUUGCUCUGCUUAGCCGACUUUCCCCCAGAUAGCAGCAGGAGUGAGAUCAGGACAAUUCUCUUCCGGAGAUUUUUUUCCACACCUGGGUGAGAAGGGUGUAGUAUAGAACAGAAGCUAAACGCUGAUUACAUUUAGAAGUGAGCUUUUUAUACUAUUGACUAAACAACAUCUCAGGAGGAAGAUCCCAGGUGGAAAGUUCCUACCUGUCAGUCCAGACUGUCAUGAAAACCACAAUAUCCACAGUAUUUGCAAACAUAUAUUUCCUUAUCUAAAGGUCAUUUAAGCUUUUGCUGCUUAGCUCUGUGCUUAGCUGUUUUUUGUUCUUGCUUUAAGCACACAUUUACUGCCUUCUCGGUAGUGGCGCCCACCCUGUGGAAUGCCCUCCCAUCAGAUGUUAAGGCAUUAAGCAGACAUCCUAUUUUUAAAAGAUAUUUGAAGGCAGCCCUGUUUAGGGAAGUUUGUAAUAUUUAAUGCUGUAUUGUUUUAACACUCGAUUGGGAGCCACCCAGAGUGGCUGGGGAAACUCAGCCAGAUGGGCGGAGUAUAAAUAAUAAAUUAUGUUGUUGUUGUUUAUAUAGAGAUGAGUUCAGACUUCAACCAAAAUGUAGUCAGUCCUGCUUCACUUACAUCAACAUGCACAGGGCUGGUCUUACCAAAGAAUAUGCUAGCAUGAAGAAAAGGUUAAACAAGCACUCUUUUCUUGUACUGUUAUCCAGCAGCUUGUCAAAAUUUGACAAUUCUUUUUUAAAAAAAAGGUAAUUCCGAUCAUAUUAGGGUUGCCAGAGAGGGUAAAAACCAUAUAUUUCAAAACUGAACUAUGGAUCGAUAGGGAACCUAUGGCCCUCCAAAUGCUGUUUUAACUACAACUUCCAUCAUCCUUGACAAUCGGCCGUGCUGUCUGGGGCUGAUGGAAGCUGGAGUACAACAAUAUUUGGAGGAGCACAGGUUCCUCAUCCCUGAACUGUGGAUUUUUUCUAAUUUUUUCUUUGGUAAUAUAUGGGUAUAGCAUGGUUAUUUUUGUAGAACCUAGAGAUGUCAUUCAGAAUAAAGGCUGUUUGGUGACCCUAUCUUGGCUGAACUCAAGGGAAGCGACUAAUAUGAGCCAUAAGGAGGCAGCCACAACUUAAUUUCCUCUCUCUGAGGCCUUAUUCCAGAAUAUUGCUAGUGUUGCUGCUUUGGCCAGCUGCUUGAAAAAGGGUAAGCACUUAAGAAUACCGCACAAAGUCUGUUUUUGAAACUGUCAAAACCCAGAUCAAAAUGCAUAUAAGCAUUUACUUUCACAGUUUUGAAGGGAAGAAAAUAGUAUUGUGCCUUUUGACAAGAAAGUAUAAAUUGUGCCACUUGAUUUGUUACCAGUAAUGCUUCAGUGGCUAGCAGUGCGUAAUAACUUUUCCCUUUAUGGCUAGUACAUUGCAUUGUUGUCUCUAAAAUUUUCAUGUUUGGAUCAAUUUACUGGAUUUUCAUUUCAUGUUGAGGUGGUUCAAUCUAUGUCUGAAGGCCCAUUUUGUUCAGACUCAUAACUCAAGCGGCGUCCUGUAGCUAGAAGAGAUUGCUUUUGAAUGGUUAUGUUGGUUAAUCAUAAACUGUUGCUUUGGUGUGUGAGUAAGUGAAAGCAUUUUGCUGAUGAUAAAACAUGAGUUUUGAGUGCAGUUCAACUGCUACCUUGACCAAAUGCACAAAAGAGGUAAAAAAUUAAGUAUAUAGCUCCUGUAGCCUAAUCCAAUGCUUCUGCAUUGCUGAAUGUGUAGAAGAUUGCACUUUUGGGGAACGAACCUCCCAUAGUGCUUAGUAAUAGGAUUUACUGUGGAUGGAAUCACUGUGCUGUUGAAAGCCUGCAGCUUAGAUAUAGAUAAAGCAAGACUUCGUACCACCUGCGCACAUACACGGGAACACUGCUGUUGUUGAUCAUCCAUCUAUAAUUAAUGCGUUCUUUGCUUAAUUGGAUAUAGAAUAUGACCCUAGCAUGCUGAUCUGAAUGAAUAUGAUGGGGGAUUAAAUCAUUAACAGUAUGAAUAAAGUGAAAACCCAGAAUGUAUUGAACAUAAGCUCAUUUCUAUACUGCAGAAGUCAGCAAUGUUUCAAGCGGUGCUUCCAAUUUGCUUCUGUUUACUGAUCACUGCGAAAAAUGCUUUCCCUCUUGUCCUUCUUGCCCUCUGUUACGCUUCAACAUUUUGGGGAGUAUAAAUUACAUUCAUCCAAAUUAAAGGCUCCAGAUAAACUUAUUUUAACACUUUUUGGGUCUGUGAAAUUGGAGAAUUUACUGCAGCAGAAUGAAAUCUAUGAAACUGAGUGAGGAUCUUUAAACCCAUAAUAGAAUAAAUAUAAUCUAUAAGCUAACAUAACACAGAGGUGGAUUUGUAACACCCCAAAAUGCUAUUCAUUUGUUGAUUUUGCUUGCCUGGCAUUGCUGAAGAAAAUAAAUUGCUAUCUGGGCAUUACUAGAAAGCUAUCACAACAUACAUUUAAAGUGGAAUCUAGCUAGCUUCUCUGGAAAUCUGUGGUGAAACUAGGCAUUGAGGUAGCUAUGAUAAUUACUUUGCUGUUUUCUUGUUUUGCCCUAGUAUUUGUUGCAUAGUAGCCUAUGUCCAGUCUUGGUUUGCAGCUAGUAUGUAUGCCUUUACUUGAUGUUCAUCCUAGUCUUCCAACAGAUGCUCCGCACAAUAGUCUUAUAACCCACAUUCAGAAAAGAUCAGGGUGAAGUCUUUAAAAAGUAAAUAUAUGAUGGAAUUUAAGGCUACUCCCACCUCAGUUAAAUCAAUAUGUGAUUAUUUGGCUUACAGUUUAUCUGUGUUGAGACUGCAGUACUAAGCAUUCGUGCGUGCAGCAACCAUAAUAUUCCCCUUGUGUGUAUCUGUAGAAGGGGAUAGCAAGUGGAAGGUUGGAAGAACAGUUUGAGAAGAGCAUCCGAGCUCAUAAUGAUUCAGUGUGUUGAGGCAUUUGACAGUCACAAAAUUCUGCUCCUUAGUUUCUCUCGUGUGUGUGUGUGUGUGUGUGUGUGUGUGAGAGUGUGAGAGAGAGAGAGAGAGAGAGAGAGAGAGAGAGUAUGUAUGGGGUGGGAGCAAGGGAAUGAAUCUACCUUUAUCUUAGCUGAUAUUAUGGUUCAAGGUGGACCUGACCCAAAGGCUACGAAAUGGUGAAGGCCCUUAGAAACCACCUUUCAGCAGGAAGCAGGAGUGAUGACGUCUAUAUUCUACUUCCACUGUGGAAGAUUGUAUGCCUCUGAAUAGCAGUUCCUGAGAAUCCUGUGUGAGUAGAGCACUGUUAUACUCGGGUCAUACUUUUGGACUUCCCGUGGACAUUUGGUUGGCCACUGAAAACAAGAGCACUGGAUGAGAUGGGCCUUUGGCCUGAUUUGGCAGGGCUUUCACGUUCUUGCAUUUCUUCUGUUAGAAUCUUUUUCAUUAAAACCUGUUCAGACACCUGUUGAAUAUGCUUUAGAUUUGUAUACUUCUAGCAGCAUUGCUGUUUAAAUGUAACUCUCUCCAUCUUUCUGGCUCCUAAAUUUUACCAUUAUAAUUUCUCCAGAAUAUUAUUCCUUUCCAUUUCUGUCGUUUUGUACAUGGGGGUUUGUGUGACCCAUAGGCUGGGGCUGGGGUAGUGAAGGCCGUGCUCUAACUACUUUUAUCUGGUCUUCAUGAAUGUUGCCCUGCAUAUCCUGGGGUAACAAAAGCUGGAGAACUAUGCAGGUGAACCUCCAGCUGAAACACCAAAGCCUCAGCCAUAGGAGCCAGGGAAUGUUAACAGAGAUGUCUGAACACAGUGUGACUAAUUACAGCAGCUAUUGUGGCACUUGACACAUAACCAUCUUACCCUCUUUUUCCAGUGUGACAAGGAAAUAUAAUUGCCAGUUAUUGUUGCAGCACAUAUUUAGUCUGUUCAGUCUUUUGCAUUGUAUCCAGAAAGCAUUCACGAAGCGCCUGUAUCCUUUUUGCCUUUUCAUGAAUGUGGUUUGGAUGGGAAAGCCAAGGGGAGAGGAGCGGGGGAGAGGUUUCAAAACUACUAUAGCUUGUUUCCUCCUCUUCCCAGGUUUGAUUUCAAUGCAGUGCUAGGUAUUGGCCUUCUGUGGAAAGGAUCUUUUCUAUUCCCUCCACUGCAUAGAAUUGGGGAUCCUGAGAAUGUUGGCUGGGAUAGCUAGGAUAGCAGGCUUGUUGGUUUCUGAAUGUCUGAUGUAGAUUUUCAAUUUCAUUGUUCUGUAUGGGACAAUGACAAUAAAGAUUAUCGUAUUGUAUUGUAUUGUAUUGUAUUGUAUCGUAUCGUGCGUCCAUGAACUGUCCCCUGUAUAACUUCAGGUUGUCAACCUAAUCUCUUAAAAAGGGCUAGAGUUCAAGCCUGUCUGGAACACCAGCCAUCAGUGGGAAGCCCAGAUCCCUGGCCCAGAUCUGUGUGUGGUUUGGCUGCACUUAGAAUUAGAGAGUUGGAAGGGGCGGACGUGGAGGUCCCACUGCCCAAUGCAGGGUCUACAAUGCAGUUUACAACUGCAGCAUGCCUGCAGAUCAUCAGCCUCUUCUUAAAAGGCCUACUGCGUGUGGUGGUGUGAUUAGAGUGCCAGACUAAGCCUUAGGUGAUCUUGGUUCAACAGUCCACUUAACCACGAACCUUGCUGGAAGACUUGUAACCAAUGACAGUUUUUAAAGAGGGCUUGCAGAACAGGACAAUAAGCAGGUCUAAUCAGACAACCCAAUCCUAGUCAGUUUUAGAACGAGCUAGAAAUCUUUGCAGCCUGGUUUUAUUUGCUUGUUCAUUGUGUUGUGGUUUAAAUAAAAAUAAAUAAAUGAAGCAUUCCUCAAAGGGUUAGCGAUUGCACGCUUUCAGGGUGACAGCCACAACCUACAUUCUGUACUUGCAAGCAAGCACUGCUGUUUUCAAUGAAAUCUACUCGUUAAAUAGCUAAUUGAAGUGUGUGGGUUGAGGAAUCCUAAUUCCAGGAAGCAAUUAAUUAGGGAUGAGAGCCAGUUGAUCCAUGGAAAUGACUUCGAGGCUCAGGAUAUGAAAUAGCUCUGAAACCAGAAAUGCACAUCAAGUAAUAGAGACUGUAGGGCCAUUCCAGACAUGUCAUCCACCUCUCCCAGAGAUAAUUCCUCCCUCUGUGCUUCAGCUGCACAUUUUCCUAUUCACACCUGAAGAGGUUGUGCUGCUGUUCUGCUCUUUCUCUCUUUUAUGGAGUUACUGCAGAAAGAAAAAAACUUGUAUUAAGCAGUGGGAAAGCACAGGUGGAUUACAAUUGGCUUACAACAUCAUCUUUGACCCCUCUGAAAGUUGCAUAAAAGAAGCAUUAAAAGCCUGAUCUGAAACAACACUCAGGUAUGUGAAUUAAGUGUAUGAGGCAUGGUUGCCUGUGAGAGUGUUUGUAUUUUGUAUGUCUAAUCUUCCUCUUCUCGCGCAUAGACAAAGAGGCAGAGAGAGAAAGGGGGCAAAGAGAUGGACGGCAGGCAUGAGAGCCUGAUGAAUGUUCCUAACUAUUGUUUGAUUGUGGCUUAGAACAUGAGUUUUGCCCAUCACAAACUCUGGGUCUACAUGCAGUUGAUAUACUAGUUAUAUUGGUGAAGAUCUUGUCUUUUCUUUCCUACAUAGGCUACAAUCCUAUGUCCACUUCUUGUUGUUUAGUCGUUUAGUCGUGUCCGACUCUUCGUGACCCCAUGGACCAGAGCACGCCAGGCACUCCUGUCUUCCACUGCCUCCCGCAGUUUGGUCAAACUCAUGUUGGUAGCUUCCGCUUACCUGGAUGUAAAUCUCAUUGAACUUUGUUUGACUUACUUCUGAGUAGACAUGCAUGGGCUUGUACAGCAUAUCUUUCAGAGUAAACUGCACUAUCCGGUUUUCACAUGAUACUCUGGCUGUCAUUCCCCGCCCCUUGCUUUAAUUCAUUAACUUACUUUGUAAUGAUUUAACGUUUACUGCGUGGUUACUGUGUGAAAAAACUGUUACCCCACCAUUGCUUCAUUUGAUGUUUAUCAAGAUGGCUGACUGUCUUAAGAGGAUGCAUUUAUUUCUAUUCUCUUUGAAAAAGCUUUGUUGAGUCCUACUGUGGUGAUUGGUUUGGUAUUAAAAAAGAAAUAUCUCAGGCCUGUCUUUCUAGCAGGAAUCUUUAUGACAUGACAUCUCAUAUCAUGUUUUGUCUCAUUGGGUAUAUGUAUUGAGCAAUUGAUUAUUCAUUGAAUUCUGCAGCCAGCUUGCAAUAGACAACAUCUGCUUUAUUUGGCUUUAUGCUGUGCUGGCUGAAUUUUGUUUUUAAAACAACAACAACAAAACUUUGUUUGCACACCCAAUUGAAUGGGUGCACCUCAGAAUUUAAAUGUGGAUUUGUUUUGGAAAGUACAUUUUCAGCAAUGAAGACAUAUCCUUUGUCAAAAUAAAAGGCAACUGGACAAAAGAAAUAAUUCUGCAUGAAUCUUUGGAGCAUUGCUUGUAUUUUAUAUCUAUAUUCUUUCUUCUGUCUCAUGCCCUUGAACAGAUCUUUUAUUAUUAUGGCAUUAUACUUUGGGGCAGUUUCUUUGGUAGGGGGAUAUUGAGCUCUGAAUUUCAUUUAACUACUUUGUGGUCUCAAAUAUCACAGUUAUUGAGACCUUGGCUUUAAUCAUCUGUGUGCAUGAAUAAGGGUUUGAUCAUUCUUCAUUGAUUUUUUUUUUUAAAAAAACCAUAGAUUUUAAAAUGAAUUUUAAUUUUUAAGUUCUAAAAUAAAUUUCAGUCAGUCAGUUCAUCUUUAGUAUAAAGGCUGAAUCAGCAGGGAGGAUGACAUGAAAAAGUUACUUCUUGCUUACUUUUAUCUAACUUUAUGCCACAGCCAUCACUGUCAAGCGGCCUCUGGAAGGUUGCCCAUGCAGGAGUGUGGCCCUCAGGUUAAAUGUCUAACACCAACCUACAUGGUACCAGGUGGCUGUGGAGUUGAUUGCUGCACCAUGUGCAUAUUCUGUCUCCUGUGAGAGGCAGACUGCAUGUACACUAGGGCUUCUGGCACUACCUUUCUAAGUACAGUGGUACCUUGAGUUAAGAACUUAAUUCGUUCUGGAGGUCCAUUCUUAACCUGAAACUGUUCUUAACCUGAAGCACCACUUUAGCUAAUGGGGCCUUCCACCGCCACUGUGCGAUUUCUGUUCUCAUCCUGAAGCAAAGUUCUUAACCCGAGGUAAUUUUUCUGGGUUAGCAGAGUCUGUAACCUGAAAUGUCUGUAACCUGAAGCAUCUGUAACCCGAGGUACCACUGUAAAGAAUUGUGUAGUUUAUAUAAAAUACUCAAUAUUAAAUAGCAAUUUAUGUUACUUCCAGUGCUGCUGGAACAUCUUUUUGCAAGGUACUGGUAAAUUCAUAGUAUUAAAACGAGAAAUCAAUAGCAAUGUGUGUACUAUAAGAAAAAACUUUGCAAGCAAACGAAAUGGGCUAAGAACAUACUUUUAGCAGAGCUUCACUCAAAGUAAUAAGUAUGGAAUGUACAGCUGAAAUUAAUAUUGAGGAGUGCAAAUUAAAAAAUAAUUCUGCUUUCACACAAUUGCAAAUUCAGUAGUGGUGUUCAUUAAAGUAAGCAAAUGUUUGAGUAUUUGCGUUGAGAGUCAUUACUUUGUGUUAGCUCUGUUGUAGCUCUAUUUGAGAUAAAGGAGCUUAGGGAAUUUCUAAGCAAGCAGUUCAUACUGCAAACAAGAUACGCUGUUGUUACUCCCUUGUAGCAAGCAUCAGUAUGCUACCUUCCCUUAUAGCAGUGUUUCCCUUUCAAUAACACAUUUUAUCACCGAGAGCGUGACACUAUCCCCAGUUUAUGAACUUGCUGUGAUUUGGAGUGAGAUGCAGAAUGCAGCUGACAAAGUGACAUGGUCCCUGUGGCAUUACAUCUACAAAAUUCCUUAAUGCCCCAGCACUCAGUUGUAUGUGUGUUUAUACAGCCACUAAAAGUUGUAAAUUCCACACUUUCCACUCCCCCUUCAUUUCAACCAACAGCUAUUUCAUUGACCUUUCUUUUUCUUUUAACACAGCACUGGUAAAAAGAAGAAAAAGCUGUAUCUAAAAUUUAUAAGCUUUUGACGAAUGAAACCUGGCAAGAGCUAAAUUUAUACAAAACAUUGGGAAGCAGUUGGGUAGAUCGGUAACUGGAAAGACCUUCAUUUGGAUUACAGGCAUUUUUGGACGGUGUGUGAAAAUGUGUGCUGGGAACCACCGGCCAGUAAACUCCAUCCAAAGGCAACCAUUAUGACUUUGCUAUGAACUUUGCUAAAUCAGAAAUUCUUAGGGAAAACAUCUGUCCUUUAAACGCUUUAAGCUAAUCACAAUUAUGGUACCGAUUCUAUAAUUUUGCUGGCUUUAUGCACACAGGACAUCUAGCCCCCGAGAGCUGUAGUUGCAUUUAGUUCUAUCAUCUGCAGAGCAGUUAGUUAUGCUGCAGUGGCUUCAUUCUUCAGAUACAUCUGUGCAGACCUGAACAUUGGCAGCAGAAUUUUUCCUGGGGCUGUCAUGUAAAGGCGGUUAGAUUGCAAGAGGUAAGGAGAACUUGGCUGGACAGGAGAUGAGCACGCACGGAUGUACGUAGCAGCUUGCCCUAGUUAACUCUCGGAUUCGUUGGUGAAGCUAAGGAACCAGCAGAUCGAAAUGGAAAUUAUUUGACAUGGAAGGAGGGACUCAAAGGCAUUCUGGCAAAUAUAACAUCAUUUACUAUACAACAUCAUCAUCAUAAUGCAGCUCUCCCCAGCUCACCAUGGAAAUGUGUGAAGUUGGAGCUAUUACCAAACAGCCAACAACUACAGUCAUACCUUGGUUCUUGAAUGCCUUGGUACUCGUAUGUUUUGGCUCCUGAACGCCGAAAACCCAGAAGUGUUCCGGUUUUUGGAUGCCAAACAUCCGACACAGCUUCCGCCUGAGUGCAGGAAGCUCCUGUAACCAAUUGGAAGCUGUGCCUUGGUUUUCGAAUGGUUCCAGGAGCCGAAUGGACUAAGCUCGAGAACCAAGGUUCCACUGUAAUUGCAAGGUAGGUAAGUGAUCUUACCCUAUGUAGUGGUGUGAUUAGAGUACCAGACCAAGCGUAAGGUGAUCUUGGUUCAAUGCUCUACUCAACCAUGAACCUUACUGGAAGGCUGGCUGCAAGCUGCACUCUCUCAGUAUAACCUAAGAGGACUAUGAUGGAGAUAAAUGGAGCAGGGUGUGUGUGAACCAGAUAUGCUCACUGAUGUCCUUGGAGAAAGGGCAGGAUAAAAUAUAAAUAAAUGCUUCCUUUGCAGCUAUUUUACAAUAUGAAUUUUGGGAAGAUGCCAGAAGAAAUAGUAGUGCAAUAAUAUAGCAGUUUUAUAUCUUCUAGAAUGUGAGUCUCUUUCAAGGAAGUUGUGACAUUUGAGACUACAAAGCAGUCAAAACAAAUUCAGAGUUUUUAAAAAUAUAGGCAUAGGCAUAGACCCGAGUGUGUUGAUAGGUUGGUUCAGUUAAUGCACUAAUUUAUUUUCCUUUGUAAAUAUUGACAAAGGUAAAGCAGAGUCAAUAAUUAUGUCUCUGAUUAAUGAAUUGUGAUACUUCCAACAUUAUCAAUAUAAUUUGCUUCUAAUUAGCUGUUACAAAUAUUUGUCCUUGAGUAAACAAAGCAUAACCUCUGAAAAGAAAUGUAAAGGGAUGAUGUACCAGCUCCAUUGCCAUUUGCCAUCAUUAGGUGCUUUGUUGUUUAGCAUAUAUAUGACCUGUAGCCUGAUGGCCAGUGUAAUUCUUUGUAACUUUGACUAGGUUGAAGCAUUCAAGGUGAGAUAAAACUGGAAUGUGUCAGGUAUACUAUACACAUGAUUUAAAGAAUUACAUUACAGGGUGUAUGGGGUAUUAGGGCAGGGGGGUAGUACCUCUGGUGGGGGGACAUGUUGUGCUCCUUCUGGGAUAGUUUGUCCAGCUUUGGCCCCUACCCUGUACUCAGCUCUCACUGGUGGCUCCUAGAAGCUGUCAGCCUGAAACAGCAGCCCCACCCCGGGAAACUUCUUUGACUGGCCAGCUAAACCAAGUGCGGGUAGCUGAUGAGUAUCAAGCCUUUGGUGAGUUAGGUACUUCCAUUGCAUGUGAAGACAGGCUCCAGUGGAUUAAGAAGACAAGACCAAUAGUGGGUCCAAUUGUCAAUGAAGUUUUAAGAGGAAUAAGUGAAAAUUAGCUCCUUCUGUUUAACUGACCAAAUAGUUCAUACAGAGUCUGUAGGGGUUCCCUCAGGGGCAGCCAAGAGGUGCCCUCCAGAUAUUAGACUACAGCACCCAUUAUUCUUGACCAUUGGCCAUGCUGGUGGGGGCUGAUGGCAGCUGUAGCUCAGCAAAAGUUGCGGUGCCACAGGUUAGCCACCUUUGUUAUCAAUGGUUCACCUCUAUGGUGACAUACUUCUUGCGUAUAUGAUAAAACGUAUGUGAACCUAUGAAUCUACAGGUCUGUGUUGUACUGUUCACCUUGCCCAGUGGCACUGUUCACUGGCAGCAGCUCUCCAAGGAUCUUAUGCAGAAAUAUUUCCCAGGGCAAUAUUGGAACUUGUAUAUGCAUAGAACAUGCUUUACCAUUGUAAAGGUAAAGGGACCCCUGACCAUUAGGUCCAGUCGUGGCCGACUCUGGGGUUGUGGCGCUCAUCUCGCUUUAUUGGCUGAGGGAGCUGGCGUACAGCUUCUGGGUCAUGUGGCCAGCAUGACUAAGCCGCUUCUGGUGAACCAGAGCAGCGCACAGAAACGCCGUUUACCUUCCCACCAGAGCGGUACCUAUUUAUCUACUUGCACUUUGACAUGCUUUCAAACUGCUAGGUUGGCAGGAGCAGGGACCGAGCAACGGGAGCUCACUCCGUCACGAGGAUUCGAACCACCGACCUUCUGAUCGGCAAGUUCUAGGCUCUGUGGUUUAACCCACAGUGCCACCCGCGUCCCCCACCCCUAUAUUGGAAUAUAGGAUUAUUGGGACAUAGGCUGUGUGCAUUUCUGUAUUGGAAGUAGGCUAAAGCUCCUCAGUACCGCAACAGGGCGCAAAUUUUGAUUCAACCAUAAAUUGAGCCCAUGUAAUUCUUUAUUCAGAUUCUUUAAUUCAGAUUCCUCCCUUUUCUUAAACAGUAAUCCAAUAUCCCUAGAUCUUUGUUUCUGCCCUUUUCUCCUGAUUUCUUUUCAAAGUUUUUUCUCCCACCACACUGCCUUGUCUCUUUGCUGAAGAACAUUCAGUAGCCGCAAAUGAAAAGUGGCCACAUGGUACAGAACUGUAUAACAUUUUAAAAAUAAACUCCCCACUGGGGGAUUUUAUGACGCCGGUUUUAUAAAUAUAAAUAAUGCAGAAAGGUGAUAGGAGACUAAUGACGCAACUUAUACCUAACUAUGGUAUAUAAAGCCAGGUCAGGUAAAUGAAAAGCUAAAAUUUUAAAACUUAGUCAUGUACGUUUUUGUCCACUCGGAACGCAACUAGCCAUAUGCUUAUGUUCCACUGACAAUUACCAUUUAAAUGUCAGUGUACAAACAGAUGCUGGGAAUCCUCUUUUGUGCCAUUAAUUUAAUGACAAAAAAAAUCCUUUUGGUAAUUAACCUUGUUCAUGCCAGUGCUGUUUUUGUAAAUGAGUUGGUCUUGGUCCCAAUGACUCACCUAUAUCCUGUGACUCAUACAAGUAAUUGGGGUACCCGGAAUGGAGUCUUGAAAUAUAAGUGACUAUGGAAAUGGUCAACAGGGGUCAGCAAUUAGAUACAGGUAUAAAUAUUUGAGCACUCCUCACAACAGCAGCAGUCUUUAACUCAUCAGAUGACUCAGGUUCUAUGGGUUAAUUGGUCUCUCUGGAGAGGCUGCUGUGAGACAAGGUUUGCUUAGACCUUAAAACUUAACAUUUAAAAGAACCCAACACUUAACAUUUUAAAAGCAUCAUAAGAUGAAUGCAUAUUAAUCUUGGAGUGAGUAAAUGAUCCGGUGUUCUCCGCUGUACUUUGAAUGCUGCUCUCUAGAAUGUAUUUUAAAAUCCUCAAUAAAGAUGCAGAUAGUAAUGAGCUGAGUUUGGAAUCCUGUUGCCUGAGGGAGUGUUGUUGAGUCAUAAAAAGGAAGAAUUGUUAAGGGGAAAGUGACUGCCAAGUUUCUUCUGUUCUGUGCCAGUGAGGCAGAGUUAUGCUGUUGGCACUUAAUGCGCUACGUUUACUUUGCUGCGACUGUUUUGCUGGUGUGAAUGCUAUUUAAUAAAUUGUGAUAAUUGUUUUUAUUUUAACAUGAGCACCGCCAUGGGUUUUUGUAAUAAGCCGGCUUGGGUGUAGGAUUAUCUGCUUAUAUGAUGUCUUAAAUGCUGCGUGGGGCAACAAGGCAUUAGGAUAAUCGACAUUUUGGAUACAUGUGUUUUACGCUGCAUUACAUCAAUAUGCAAUAUUUUUAUUUGCAACCAUGAUUUUUUAAUAAUGUAGUUUCUGCUGCAGCCUUAGGAAAAAUGACUUCUACUCUGGUUUUGUGCUUCUGUAGAGAGUCUAAAAACUCAAAUCCUUUGGGACUGUGUAGAACAAAAUCCAACCUAAUCAUGCACUUUUAAGGCUGCAGUUUUAGACCGACUUACCUGGGAAUAAACCCCAUUGAACUCAGUGGGGCUUGCCAUCUGAGUAGACAUGUGUAGCCAUGCACUGAAAGUCUUACUAAUGUGCAUGGAAAGAUUCAGUGGUGACCUUAACUCUUUCUUGUAAAUUACUGGGACUUACUGAUUGUGGAUCUUUAUUACUCAGAGCCAUAGGCAACCACAAUUCAAUAUAUAUACAGUACAGAUAGAGAUACAAAUCAACUUAGCAUAUUUUAUAACUUAAAAGUGUUUUAAAAGUGUUUAUGUUUGGCUGGACCAUGCCACCUUUUGCAGACAGGAGGAGGGAGGGGGAAAGUGUAGAAAUAUAAGUGAAAGACUGUUCGUUUUUUACUAUGUUAAAAGCUGAAGCUAUAGAUGGACACUUUGUUCCUGCAAAUGCUUCUCUUAAAAGUAUGUGCCAUCUAAUGGCUGUUGUGGUUUGGGUACAGUAAUUGGAUGGGGGCGGGGGAAUGAAACUACCGCUCUCCUUACCUUCUGAUUAGAUUUGCAGUAUUCUGAAAGCACACUAAGCCCCUGACCACUGAAUAGGUUCUAAGAUGGAGCAGCUGCUCAGUCUAAUAGAAAAUAUUGCUUCCUGUGUUAUAAGAGCAUUUGCUUUACUGGCCUACAUAAAAGUUCACACUGCAUUACUUAAGCCCACUCUGCCCAUUUAUAAAGCAGUAGUAGUUGCUAUGCAUAGCCUAUUCGGUCUCUCUCAGUUUGUCAUACUCAGGUUUGUAUUGGUUGUACCAGCACAUUAAACAGAGUGGAAGGAUUUUAUGCACUAUCGUAUUAUGGCUUGAAUGAGAAUAUAACAGUUUCCCUUGGAGGCUUGUGGUAAUUCCUAAGCAUCUGAGCCAAAACGUAAAGUAUUUUGGGUUGGGGUUUCCCUGCCUGCCUAACCGCUUGCCACCCCUUCCCCCCGCCAUGUUUAUUCACAUCUCUGCAAAAGCAAAGGAUGUGUUUUUUCCCCCUGAGGAAGAGAGAUGAGCAAUUACUUGUGCUUAUAAAAAUGACAAAGUUUACACACACAGCCUUCCUUCUGCCCCAUGAAAGACUAACCUCUACAGUAUCGUGCAAGGUUACUAACAACUCAUUUUUCACUUGCUGAAUGUACAACCAAGCAGUUUGGUGCCUUCUGAAGAAUCUAAGGAAGAACCUUGCAUGUGCAACAUUUCAUACUCUCAGUGAAGGUCAAAGCCAAGAAUAUAGAUAAGAACAAAAUCUGACUGUAAUGCGGUGUUUUUGUCUUGUUUUAUAGUCCCGGAUGCUAAUUUUGGCACACAGUAUUGUCCAAAUGGUGUGGGGGUUUUUUUGAAAUUGUAAUUUGUCCCUGUGAAUGUGUCAGUCUGUAAUACCUAAGAGACAGCCCGCUGGAAUUUUGUUCCAAAACAAUAUUUUUAUUUAAUUAAAUGUAUAACCCACACAACCCUGAAGACUCAAGGUAGAUUAACAGUAAAUUUGAGAGACUGUGUUUAAUUUAAAAGCCAAUAAAAUACCUUGUUGGUGCAGAAUAAAAAACUCAGAUUAACAGGCAUUAAAUAUCCCUGCCUUCUGUUGGCCUAAACCAAUUGCCGCAAGAUAGCUUGAAGUUAUGCUAUAGCUGUUAUAAUGCAUUGGAUACUGUGGAAAACUUGGAAGGGGCAGUGUUCUAGUAAGAAUAAGGCAGUGGUACUGAAAGCUCCUCUCUCUAUCUAAUUCAAAAUAGUAUAAAACUGGUAUUAUGAUGGGGCAUUCUAUAUCAUUUUAAAUAUAUGACAGAUAUGCGGAACCAACCCAUUACUAAUAAACUCAGCAAUAUCUAAAUCUAACUUGGUGCCAGAUCAGAUUUUGAGGGGCUGUCAGGAAAGAUGCCUUGAAUGAAUGAUCCCACAUGUUCCAAUGCUUUUGUCGCUAUAAAUUUGCUGGACUUGUCCUCGGGGCCCAAGUUUGCUGCUGUUUUCUUUGUUUAUGGCACUGCACAUCCUUAGAGUGAACAGCAGCAAACAGAAGUAACAGCAGGUUCCUUGAGUUAGCUGUGUGCCUGGCUUGUCCUGCUACUAGCCCUGAACUGACUGCAUACAAAAAAGAAAAAGGAAAAAAGGAAAUUGUAUAGUGACUUUCACAAUCCUGGUCCUGUUAGCUAGGGAUGAUGGGAGUUGUAGUCCGAAAACAUCUGGAGGGCUGAGUUUGUCUAUGCCUGGCCUAGUUUAUAGAUUAAAGCAUCGUUUCUUGGUUUGGAAGUCACAGGAAACUGUAGUGAAACAAAACUCUGGAACUCUUGCAUCACAGUAUAUGGGACAGCAAUCAUUCUCGGUUCCAUAAACCAUGGGAGCAAGAUUGUUAUGUCUGAACCAAAGCAUAGCUUCGUGUUAUGACAAAUGCCAUUUUUUAAAAAGGGUGAUCUGGGGGUGAUCCCGGAAAUUACAGGCCAGCUAGCUGGAAAAAAUGGUGGAAAGUAUUGUUAAAAUAACAAAGCAUAUAGAAGAACAAGCUUUGCUUAAACUAUGCCAGUGUGUCUUCUGCAAAGGCUAGUUCUGUCUCACAAACCUAAUAUUCUGCAAGAGUGUCCAAAAGAAGAUAGAGAUGGUCCAGUUUCCAUAGUGUACUAUGUGCUAUUUAGACAAGGUACUUCUCACCAAAGUCUCCUGAGUAAGCUUAGCAGUCAGGGGAAUAACAGGAGACGUCCAGGAAUUGUGGACCAGGGCAGCAGAGAGCAGGAAUAAAUAGACAGUUCUUCCGGUGGAGGGAUGUAGAAAGUGGGUGAGCAGUGAGGUAACCAACUUUGCUUAUGAUACUGAACUGUGCAGCGUUGUUUAAAUAGAUUGUGAAGAGCUCCCUUUCUUUUAGCAUUAGAAUUUGUGGACGUGCAAAGGAAGACCAGCACAGGCAAAGGAAAGUACUUCUUCUUCACACAGCACAUAGUUAAACUAUGUAACUAACUGCCACAUGAAGCACUGGUGGCCAGCAACUUGUCCAAGGUUGAUUGGACAACAUUAUGGCUAUGCUCCAUCUCCAUGAAUGGAGGCAGUAAUGUUUCUGCAUGCCACUUGCUGGAAACUGCAGGAGAACAUAGUUUGCUUGUGCUCAGGGCCUUCUUGUGGGUUGGCCAGAGUGAGAGCAGGAGCUGGAAUAGGUGUUAUUUCCUUUGUUUCCACUUUUCCUGCUUUUGCUUUUUUUCCUUUUUCUUCACAGCAGUGUGGCCUCCUCAUAAACAUCCUAGAUUAGGGCCCUAAUGUUCAGCUGUAAUCGAAAAAUAGAUAUGUAUAUCUGUAUCACUUCUACUUUAGGGGAAAGGCCUGCAUGGCUUUUUCUCAGGAAAAAAACGACCUUGCCUUCCAGUGUUUUGGUCAAUGAACACAGAGGCACUAGGAUAGCGCAAAUGCCCUAACUUCAUAAAGUUAUUUAAUUAGAUGAUGAUGAUGAUGAUGAUGAUGUAAUACAAUGAUUGCACAUCUUAGCACAAAAUUUCUGGCUACUGGCCUAAAUUGAAGGUAUUCUAAAGGUUCAAAAAUAAAUUCAUUGGCUCCAACUUUUUUUCUUAAAAACAAACAAACGGAGUACCUUUGUUAGAUUUACACGCCUUCAGUGACAUCUAUGCUGUGCCUCAUUGAUCUUUAGUUCUUGUUAAUGAUUAUGACAGCACAGAGAAACAAGAGUGAGGGCAUGACCUCAUUGUGCUUUUUACAAGAGGAAUGAUCAAAGAGCAAGUAGUGAUGAAAUGCCUGUUUUAAAAGCAGGUCUGUUGUAGUAUAAGGAAGGAAACAGACCUGAAGUGAAGCAAGUGCAAACCUACUACAAAAUAACUGCUACGGAGUGAGGCUUACUCCUAGGUUAGUGUGCAUAGGCUACAAUCCUAUACACAUUUACCAGGGAAUAAGUCCCAUUGAACUUCCUUCUGAGCAGACUUUUAUAGGAUUGCAUUGGAACAGGGAACACAUGCAAUCAGAACCAUCACCUGGUUCAGUUUUUGCAAUUUAAACGAAUAGGUAAAUUUCUAAAGAGCUAGGAAGCGCUUGUUUGAAUAGGUAAAUGUACACACGUACACUCACACACGUUUGCCUGCAUGUACAGAGACUUCCUGCAUGUUAAAAGCAAGGCCUAAUUUUGCAUGGUCAUGGGAACAUUCAAAAUGCAGUUCUUUACUUUGUGCUUCAAUUUAGACAUCAGAACAAGCCAUGAUUGUGCUAACAGCUCACACCAUCAUUUAUUUCCACCAUGGUUUAGAAUUCUUUAAUGCUUUUUCAGAAUCAAAUACAUUCCUAUCACUGGACAGCAAGCAGCCUUUUGAGGCAGAGCAAUUGCCAUAACUAUAUGGUUUUUGAAAUCAUAAGCAAAUCUCAGCAAACACACUGGUUUACAAAAAAGCUCAAAAAAAAUGGUUUUGCAGCCCUUUGCAAAUUAGUUUGUGAGUAGUGAUGGUAACAAGUACAAAACAAACCAUGGUUCAGUAGUGUGAUGUGUGAAUGUGUUUUGUAUGAAAUGGUACAUACAGUCUAGUAAAAGCAGUCUCCACAUGACUCUUCUGCUUGUCUGUUUGGGCUUCAAGAUUUGAAGUAAUUAAGCGACUUCUCACAAUCCCAUCUUCCAUGUGCUACUAGAAACACAAGGGCAUCACAUUCAUUGUUAGGACAUUCUGUGUGUGUGCCUUAUACCAUCUAUGCACUAAUUAGGAGCUGGCAAAGAAACAGUGCACCUACCUUGGGUCUGUUAUGGGCAGCUGUUGCCAUGAGGAUGAUUGAGGAUAAUAGGAAGAUGCAAAACAGGGAGUAUAAUAUCUACAAACUUAGUCAUGUGUUCUUAAGCACCAGUGAGGAAAAUGACAAAAUGACAUUUUCCUUCUGUUUAAGUCCUUUUAACCUUGCUCACCAGCAGGGGGGUAGCCCAGCUGUUAGGCAAACAGUUGCCAGGGGAGGGGAGGUGUGGAAAGAUAGACCUGUGCAUGCUAUAUGACCUGCUAUGCACUCUCUAAGCCAACCUGCUACCCUCAGGUGUGGUAGAGGAUGGUGCUAUCAUGCUACCAUGUCACCAGUAGUCAAGCAAGAUGCAACUACCAGUCCAGUUUGAUUUUGGUUAGGGAAUGCAAAAGGAUGCUGUUUGCUCUUUGCCUCUGGCAAUCUUGUUCACCAGCUGGUACUUUCCUGUCUGCGAAACCAAACGCACCAAGAUGUCUGCUGUUGCAAAACUGUCCCUUGGCAUUAAAACUGUACACAUUUGUGUGUUUAUCUACGGUGUAGUAAUGAGCACAGCAAAUAUAGAAAGGUUUUGAUUAACGGAAAAUUCUCAGUUACAAAAAUUAAUCUCUUUUAUUAACCAAAAGUAAACAUUCAAAACAAAAAGGUUCACAAAACUACUAUCACACAAAGGUUAUGUUCAAUCCUGGCUCUUCCAAGGCGCUGGCCAAAAUUUCCCGCUACUUCAAUAUACAUUCAUAUUUAUUGUUCUAUCGGCAUUGUCAAAUUCCUUUACAUUCCUCGAGACAACAAUAUUCCUUUUCCAUUUAGAAUCCUGGACAUCUCAAUUGUUCUAACCUUUUUUAUUUUAGUGUUCCCAUAUAAUAGUGAUUAGAUACGAGUCCAGAUUAAUUUUGGCAAGAGUAAAUAAGCAUAAUGCUUGUGCUCUUGCCAAAGAAGCAGGCUGAGUUGAGUAACUAGCCUUAGAGCAAAUAGGAGCUUGAGUAAACGGCAUGGUGCAAAAUGCACAAAUCAAUGAAAACAUUUGCAAUGGUUGGGGAACCUCUGUUAUGAAAGUGUUUUGUUUUACACAUAAGGCACAUUUACUGCAAAACAAGGAACACCAUUGCAGGGUAAAGAGGCUGAAAACUUUGGAAUUGCAUUAUAGAGGAGUUUAAUAAUUAAACAGAAUUUUUUAAACACUUUCCCCCAUACCACUGAGUGCAUCCUUGAAAAAAGAAAGAGGCUCCAAGUACAUUCAUUUUAAUACUAUCCAGUUUCUGGGUAGAGAUUCCUGUUAGAGAAACAUUAUCAAUCAAAAUUUAAAAGCACACAAUCCAGUGCAUUUUUACUUGGAAGUUGGUCCUACUGUGUUCAGUGCAACUUGGGCUGCAAUCCUUGCAUACUUAAACUAGAACUAAUAGACAUUGGCUGUUAUCCAGACCAUGCGUGUGUUCAUCAACUCCCAUUGUAGUCUACCAGCUAAAAGCACGAUCAAUGGGGCCUCCUUCUAAGUAAAUGGGGUUAGGAUUGCAGCCUAAGAGGCUGAACUACAAUCACGGUUCAAGACUCACCACCAUUAUGAGGUUCAAAGCAAGUCAUUUUCUGUUCAGUGGCAGCAAUAACAGCGACUUACCUCAUAGGUUCCAUUGUAUGCAAGAUAAUGAAUGGGAAGGACACUGAAUAUUUUAAAGCUCUAUCUAAAAGUGUUUUUGUCAGCUAUAGCAGAUAAAGCACUACAAGUACCUGGGAGUCUGUCCCCUGUUGCAACCAGCAAUUAGCUGUCGUUGUGUGGGCUGGUACUGGAUCAAGGACAAAUCUAACGUGUUGAAAAACAAAACAAAACUCCAGGGCCUAAUAAAGUGGAGAAAAUAUGUUUAUAGGUGACUACAAAAUGCAUGGGAUACCAAAGUUCUGAACAUACUUCAUAUUAACUGCAACUAUUUGCCAUUUCCAUUGUAUACUUGAGUGUUUUUUCCCUGUGCCAUAUUACUUUAUAUUUUAAUUCUACUGGAUUUUUUUUCCUGGAAAGCCCAUUAUAUGCUCCUUAUCAUAAAGAGCCAUUCACACAGUACGUAAAAAUAUCUUUUGUAAGAGAAAAGUUACCAAAAAUAAUGCCAAAUAUACAGUUGUAUGCAUAUUUGUAUUGGAAAAUAUAAACAGAAUCUGGUCAUCUUUUGGGUAUUGCCUGCUCUAAUAUGGCUGUAUUUUUUUUUAAUAAUUGAGGGGGGAUGAAGGAAAAGGGAAGGGAGCAGGAACGAGAAAAAUAUAUAUAAUUUUUUGAGGAAUGCACUAUCGCUGAAAGACAAUGUCUUUGAACGUAACCAAUGCCAAGGAGUAAAGAGAAAUGCUGUCUUAAAUAUUAUAUAAUACUUAUCGGAGCACAGACUGCAGUGACCUUGAAUCAGUGGCUUGCUUUUUCCCCUCACUCGGCUCCUUCUUUUCCCCUUCCUUGGAACAAAUUUUGCUACUGGCAGAAGAAGCUGUCAGGCAAAACACUGAAAAAUUGGUGUCAUUUCCUAGCCGGUAAGUGCAGAACUGAUACUAAAUAUUUUAUGAUUUGUUUUCACAUGCUUUCUCUUUUCUCUUUCUUUGCUUGCAGGAUUGAUUGUUGCCUCUCUGGCAAUAUGCUGGCUGCCAAAUCAAGUUCGAAGGAUCAUGGCUGCUGCUAGACCUAAGCAGGACUGGACAGUCCCCUACUUCAGAGCAUACAUCACCCUGCUCCCUAUAGCAGAUACGUUCUUCUACCUCAGCUCCGUCGUGAACCCGCUCCUGUACAAUAUCUCCUCCCAGCAGUUCCGGAAUGUGUUUGUUCAGGUCCUCCGUUGUCGCCUGACACUGGAACACGCCAACAAACAGAAGCUUUUAAGAGCCAAUUUGAAUUCUGCAGCCGAUAGCGGCCGCUCGCGGCGCCCAUUGAUCUUCACGUCAUCCGCCAUGCGCAAGUCUUCCACCAAGAGCGCUAACAAGGUUUUCUUAAGUACUUUUCAGAGCGAAACCAAGCCUGGCUGCAGUUUGCAGAAAUUGAGUCUUGAAUCACUGGAGCUGAAUGUGAAAACGAUGCCACUGGAGACUUCCACAGAGCCUUGCCCUGCUAACCAAAAUGGACUUUGUGAACACGAACUGUGAAUCCACAUUAAAAAAACCAGAGCCAGAUGAGACAGUAUGCUAAAAAUUGGAUUUUUUUUUGAAAUAAAUAAAAAGCACAACAAAGGUUUUUUUGCAGCCUAUGUGGUUGCACCCUUCAAGUUUAAGUGCUUUGUUUCAAUAGACUACGUUCCCAAUAACAUAAAUGAAUAUGGGUUCUACAUGGGUGACGGCUUUUUUUUGUUUUUUAAGUGCUUACCAGAAAGACAGGACAACUAGACCUAGUUGCUGAGGAUUUUUCAAAUCAAACUCUUCUUUUAGCAGUUGGAAGCAAACAGCAACAUUACAAUGGAAACCAGCUGUGUCUGGACAAAACGAUGCCAACAACAACAAAAAAUCUUCCAUUAGAGUUCAGCAGUGUACUGGUGUUAAAAAUGCCAAGCUAGAGAGCAGUAUGGUUGUUAAUACACCAGCCCUGGGCAUGGUGCCAGAGUUUCCUCUCUUCUUUGGCCUGGGCCCAUUGCAGAGUGGAGUAUUGCAGCAGCUUAUACAAACAGAGUUUAUCUUCCCUGGAGUACAGAAAGUCUGGUAUCCGGCAGAGGUCAUGAGGCAAGCUGCAGAGGAUGCGCAGGACUUGCGAUACAGGAUCCCUGUGACACAGAACAAAAGUUUAUUUAGCCUGAUAUGAACAAACAUGCUUUCUACUGUAUGUUAGCUCUUUUUUUUAUUUAAACAGACUGCCAAGUUUUCCGUAAUAGUGGUUCUGAUUCUCAGCGCGUUUCCAAAGGAUUUAGCCCACCAUCACCUGUUGUGUGUCUUAGCAGGAAAUGUAGGGCUUUAAAUAAAUGGCACUAUUCUUAAGUCCCCCCCCCCCUUCUGCUUUUGCUUUCCACAAAGCCUGGAAAAUGCAAAAUCAAUACAUUUGGGGCAUACAGCACUUAAAACUUUAAAAGUUGUACCUAUUUAAGAUUUGAGUACAUGUAAGUUUGAUCACAUUCCAAACAGCAUUAUGGGAGCUUAAGGAGACCCACGAUUGUUUUUAUGCUUCUGAUUUGCAACGUGCUAAAAGGAAGUUCUCCUUUUACACACUUUCUGCAGGGAGGAAAUGAGCCCCAAACAAAGAAAAAGCUCAUGGGAGAAUUUGGAGUCUACAGAGCAAUACUCACAAACACAAAAGUUAUAAAUAUUCUCUCUCUCCAUCCUUGUAACUAGGCUGCUGUAGGAAGUUGGAUAAACAGAAGUCAGAACGAAAUGACUUGCCUUGUAAGAAGCCCUCUAGAGACUGUUCUGCACCUUUUUUUAAUUGAAUGCGUG
This is a messenger RNA of Podarcis lilfordi (Lilford's wall lizard), 38950 nucleotides long. The record is from the annotation of a GenBank genome assembly. NCBI's taxonomy places the organism in Eukaryota, Metazoa, Chordata, Lepidosauria, Squamata, Lacertidae.